CGGCUCAGUUGCUCUCCGAACGCCGGAGAAGCAGGAUCGAUACGGCGUUCGUGUAGCUUCUUUAAUUCGCAUCUGUGAAAAAAAUACAACCUGGCUCCGAGCUAAAGUGAUUGUGUUUCUACCGGUGGAUUAUCGCCCUGUCCGAACUGUGCUAAGUGGUUUAUCAUGAGGGACAUGGCUGGUAAAAUGGCCGAAUUAAAAUUUGAAGCACCCCUGGCUCGCUUCGAAGAGGAGGAGACGUCCAGCCUCAAGAAUAUCAACUUGCUGACAGAGCAACUAUUGGACGCGAGUCUUGAGGCGAACUUUGGCGAAAAUCGUAACGCCAACGAGACCGGAACGACCCGUGGCAACGGUGUGGAUAUUCUUCAGGAGGGAACGUUCAGCCCGUUCAGCGGCAGUCUCGAGGAUCUGGUUAAUACAUUCGACGAAAAAAUCACAUCGUGCUUUCGAGACUAUGGCGCCGAUGUCGAGUCCCUCGCCCCGGUCCAGGUACGGACGCAAGAGGAGAUAAUGAACGAAUGCCAAAUGUGGUGGACAAUCACCGGAAAUUUUGGAAACAUUUUGCCAAUUGAUUGGAGUAAAUCUUAUGCAAGAAAACUGCACAUGCCUGCACUAAAUCUAAACGAAGCGCCUGUUUCACUCGAGAGACAGGAGCUUGAGGACUUGAGCAGCGAAGACGAGGCUGUAGCUACAGACCUGGAUAUGCAUGCCUUGAUUUUAUCUAGCAGCACAGAUACGCACAGCCCUGAGGAGCCACUUAAAACUGCAGAAGAAGUUCUUAGAGAAAUCGAUGACAUCAUGCAGGAGAGUCCAUCAAUGGAACAGUCUGCUGACUCCGAAGGAUCUCUACUGGACGUGGAUGAAACGUUGGAAAGAAGUAAGGAGGUUCUGGGGUCACCACUCUACGAAGAAAAACUGCGUCAGCUGUCAACUGGCCAAUUAACAGAGCUUCUCGGUGAAAUGGAAUCCUUGGUCGGAGCGCUUAGUGAAACUUUAAUAUUCUAUGCCCCACCUAGUAAUCCACCAGUACAUAUCCUCGUACGUGACAUCGCUGUGCUACUCAUUAAGAAGAACAGAUUAAUUAAGAUGCAAAUUGCUCCUCUCUUCUUGCCAUUGUGCUUUCAGCCAUCGUUGUGCUGUGUGUUUAAAAUUUAGGACAGUAUAUAAUAUAGAAUAACAGGUACAGCUACGAAUAUAGUACUACAAUAAAUCUUAUAGAAAUGAGCUCUCAUUGAGAUUUCUCUGUAUUUAUAACUCGACAUGAAAAGGCAAAAAUCAAUCUAAUGCCAUUUGUAAGCUAAUUUGACUCGUGUUUGCACCACGAGAACUCGUUGGGCAUUUUGCGGUGAAAUUUGAAAGAUUGUACAACAAAUUCAAUAACUAUAAAAACGAAAAAACAAUUAUCUCUACUAGUGAAUGUAGCUAAUACAGCUUUAACUGUAUAUUGAUUAUGUUAAUAAUCUAUUGUGACAAGAUCAGAAUUAGAUAAGCUCUCUGAAUACUCUUUUCUAGUCUAUUAAUUUAUAUCAUGUAUAUGUAUAUGUAUAUGUAUAUUUCUUCAGUUUAUACAAUCACUGCACUAGGAUUACCCUUGCCACGUUUUAUGGUGCGCUUGUGUAAUUUGUAUAUUGUUAAUCUUACGUUUUACUCUAUUUGCGACAAGUUGUGAGUGAUUUCAACUUCUUGGCAAUUAUACACACACACAUAUAUACAUAUAUAGGUAUAUAUGUGUAUAGGUAUAUAUAUAUAUAUACACACACACACAUAUAUACCUACAUGUACAUAUUUAAAACUAGAUUUUUACACUAAACACAGAGAUUUUAGUAUACUUGUGUACGGAUUUCUGUGUAUAGGUAUACUUUAACUAAAAUAUCUUUAUCUCUAAUACGGGGUUCCUCGUUAUUGACAUUUAUUCAUGUAACCCAAUGUGCUACAUACGAUGGCAAAAAUCGAGAUCGAACAGAACUGAGUCUCAAAACCCUGUUAAUAUAAAAGCAGCUAUUUGAUAGAAAUUAUAGUUUAUAGUUUACACAGGCCAUUGCAUGAUAUUUCAUCAUACAUACAUAUGUUUCAAUGUAUUUAGAAAUAAUUUAUUAAAUAUGAAGAGGUCAUGUGCAAAUAAUAAAUGAAUUCAUUCGACC
Molecule: messenger RNA, 2141 nt
Organism: Diprion similis
Lineage: Eukaryota; Metazoa; Arthropoda; Insecta; Hymenoptera; Diprionidae
Gene: Unc-76
Product: fasciculation and elongation protein zeta-2
Exons: 7
Coding region: 166-1155 (329 amino acids)
Cellular component (GO): axon; cytoplasm
Source: RefSeq, a predicted model, not a curated record